Molecule: messenger RNA, 2970 nt
Organism: Bolinopsis microptera
Lineage: Eukaryota; Metazoa; Ctenophora; Tentaculata; Lobata; Bolinopsidae
Product: L-tyrosine decarboxylase-like
Exons: 1
Coding region: 3-2858 (951 amino acids)
Biological process (GO): carboxylic acid metabolic process
Molecular function (GO): carbon-carbon lyase activity; pyridoxal phosphate binding
Source: RefSeq, a predicted model, not a curated record
UUAUGCCCCGAGGAAACGCCCCAAUAGGAGAUGAUUACGAUGACCCUUGGAAGGCUCUAGGUGGUUGGUUUCUUGGUCCACGAGCCGAAAACGGAGAGGUGUUCAUGAGCAUUUUCAAGGACAUCUUUGAUGAGCAUGUUCGGCUAAGAAAGAGCUUCUUUCCAGCGGACCCUGAGUACCUGACCGAGGAGGUGAUGUUGUCGAAACCUUAUCUCAGCGAGGUGGAGGACAUGAGAGACUGUCUGAUGAAGAUGCAGGAAGACAUGGCUGGCAAUACCCCCUUCUUCUCACCUCGAUACCAAGCCCACAUGCUGUGGGACUCCACCAUGCCAUCUCUGCUGGGUUACAUGACUGCCAUGCUCUUCAACCAAAACAACGUGGAUUCAGCCGCUAGUCCUGUAACAACACAGUAUGAACAAGAAGUCGGACAACAGCUUUGUGACAUGUUAGGAUACAACAUCGACCCUAGGAGUAGACAACCUCUCUCUUGGGGUCAUGUUACUUGCGGGGGCUCUGUGGCCAACAUCGAAGCUCUUUGGGCGUCCCGGAACCUUAAAUUUAUACCUCUUUCUAUCAAAGCAGCUCUGUUGAAUGAUGAUCCACUGAUUGGACCACUUACCUUCCUGUCUGAAGACCAAGUCAGGAUAGGUCUGAAAACUCAAUUGCUGGUCGGUAACAGUGAGUCUGAACGCAGAAAUUCUGUUGCCCUCGUAGAGUGCACCACUUGGCAGCUCCUCAAUGUAGAUGUGGACGAGAUUCUUGACCUUGAACAAACAGUCUGUAGCCGGAUGAGGAAACUAGGCAAGGUUGACAACAUCAAAUUGAAUGGUCUCAUUGAAAAUGAGGGUGUAAUGAACGAAGGAUUAUUUGAUUUCAUGAGGAAGCAUGGCCUUGAGCAUUCACCUGUCUACACAUGCCCUGCCAAUAAUCACUACUCUUGGCCUAAAGCUGGUACACUUUUGGGUCUUGGAUGCAAAGGUAAUAUUCCUAUUAAUCUGGAUACAAAUUUUAGGCAGAACUUAGCCCAUUUGAAAGAGGUACUGGAAAAGUGUCUGAAAGAAAAGAAGCCAGUUAUUGCUGUUGUGGCUGUGAUAGGUUCCACCGAGGAGUCUGCAGUGGACCCAAUUAAGGACAUGUAUGCGCUGAGAGAGGUUUUCAAGGAGAAGGGACUCAACUUCGCUCUGCUAGCCGAUGGGGCUUGGGGAGGUUACUUCAAGACAAUGCUUAUAGGUGCCCCUGCUGAAGAUGUAAUGAUGAACACGGCAUCAGGCAGCUUUGUUCCGUAUUGCAAGCUUAGUCCCUACGUUGAAGAGCAAUACAGGAAUAUUCAGCUGGCGGACACAAUCACUAUUGAUCCUCACAAGUCUGGUUUUUGUCCUUAUCCCGGUGGAGCACUCUGCUAUCGUAAUAAUAAGAUGCGGUAUCCUAUUGCCUUUAGUCACCCAGUUGUACUGAAUGGUGAGGGCGAUCCUAAUCUGGGUGUCUACGGAAUUGAGGGGUCAAAGCCGGGAGCUGCUCCAGCAGGGAUAUUGAUGUCGCACAAAGUCAUUGGAUUGAGCAAUUUUGGAUAUGGUCGGAUAUUGGGGCAGUGCACCACAAUUUCCAAAAUCUUCUAUGCCUUGUGGUUGACAGUGGCGAAGGAUGAUGACCCAUUCGUAUGUGUCCCGCUGCAGAAUGUCCCCGAAGGUUAUAACAUUACCAGUGCAAGGAAACUGAUCAAGGAAACAAUAGCUUACAAGCAACUGAGCGAGAUCUUCCAGAACCAAGAAGCCAAGAACUUUCUGACUACAUGCGGUCCUGAUACCUUGAUCAACACGUUUGUAGUGAACUUCAAGGGUAACACCGAUAUCAGGAAAUGCAACAAGCUUCAGGACGCUCUAUCUGACGCAAUGAACGUAUUUGUAGGGUCCAAUGCUGGCCGAGUUCCUCUCAUGUUGAUGGAGUCUGGACUUAAAGCAAAGGCGCACGGUGAGGGCCUUUCGGUCUUUAAAGAAAAACUCGGUUUGGAUCAAGGUGACGAGGACUUGAAUGUGAUGGUGAAUACAUGCAUGAACCCCUGGCAAUCAAAUGAAUCAGCCUUUGAAAUAAGCGAUUCUUUCCGAAUGGUUGUACUGAACGCUAUUGGACGCAUUGAAGACGACUUUGCAAUCCACAAGUUUGUUCUCUGUGAUCAAUUAUUAAAAAACGAGAUUUUCAUUGAAUACAUGACUUGUAAUGGCAUUCCUGAACACCAUUACCAAGCUACAGUGAAAGUGAGGAUGUCCAAUUCCUACAAAGAAAUGGUGAAAAAGUAUCGAUCAAUUUGCAGACAAGACGGUUUACCUGUGGUAUUCGAAACGCUUGCGGAGAAGAAGACGGGCACCACCCGCCUCAAUCUUCACGAGUUGCUGCAUCGCAAGGAUUCCGAGUUUCGCAUGAAAUUCUCUCAUGAUGCCGCCGGUAACACUGUUAUCUUCAAAGUGGUUGACAUUCCCCGGUAUCAACGUUUAGACCUGUCUUCUUCUGGGACCUACCCGGAGAAGCAGAAGUUCUUCAUCUACGGAGAUUCAACUAGAACCAUCAUGUCUCACGUAAUGUCAAAGCUUCCUGAUUUCCAGUACACGGCCAUACUCUCAAAACGUCCUGACUACUUGACUCAAAGGAUGUUGGAGCUUGGAGUCGUGGCUGAGAUGGAUGCAGAUGAUGGUAGCAUACUGCUCGAGCUAGAGGAAGGAAAGAUGAAGCCUACUCAGGAGGGAAGAUGCUACAGUGUGAGUUUUAGAGGAGAGCUGAACGCAACAAUAUGCACCAAGAUAGACAUUCAAGAGUCAGUUUAUUUCAACAAGAUCGAAAACAUGAGUGUUAAAGUUGGUUCCUGAUAGACUAUUAACUGCGGACUGCCAUUAUCCUUUUCGCAUGGCUGGCAAAAUUGAGACACUUGUGCUGCCACAUGGACAAUUAUGAUUUAUGUAUUAUGAAGUUAAAAGCGAA